AUGAAUCCCAGUAAUUACGCCUCGGGUCUUUUUGACUACUACUCCUCCUACCCCGAUGAUCAACCUUCGGGUAGCUACUCGCCGGUUGGGCCUUCAGCUUCUACUUCGCAUGGGAGAAAACGCCGCCGAUUAAGUCACUCAGACUUUGGUGCAGUAUCUGUGCCCUCAGAGUUGGAUCCUGGAGACGAUGGUGAGAAUGAACUCUACGCCUCCAUCGACUUGACCACGGUGGACGAGUCGUCGUCGCUUUCGAGAACUCUAGCAAAGCAGCGAGAAGAUGCAAUCAGGGCUCAACACACGGUGGAUGACGAGAGAGGGCGAUCAGUUUUAACUGCAUAUAAAUGCCCCGUCUGCAUGGACACACCGGUUGAUGCGACCAGCACUGCAUGUGGACACCUCUUUUGCCAUAAGUGUAUCAUCGACACGUUAAAAUUCAGUGAAGAGCAACGCGCAGAUAGCACCGGGAAAACCCCUCGAGGCACCUGUCCUGUUUGUCGAAAGCCCCUUACACGAAGUGAUGUUCCGGGCCCGCGAAGAAACCUCAUACCAUUGCAACUGAAACUGACGGCGAGGAAAAGAAACGAUGCCGUAGAUCGCACGUAA
Molecule: messenger RNA, 603 nt
Organism: Aspergillus tanneri
Lineage: Eukaryota; Fungi; Ascomycota; Eurotiomycetes; Eurotiales; Aspergillaceae
Gene: SLX8
Exons: 2
Coding region: 1-603 (200 amino acids)
Molecular function (GO): metal ion binding
Source: RefSeq, a predicted model, not a curated record